CCCGGCUCUAGCCGCGCGGCGCAGGCGCAGUGGCGGCGGCUGGAGGAGCCGCCAUGGCGGAGGGCGAGGGUCUAGUCUCCGUGGAUUACGAGGUGUCCGGCAAGGUGCAGGGCGUUUUCUUCCGCAAGUACACCCAGAGAGAGGCGAAGAAGCUGGGACUCGUCGGCUGGGUCCAGAAUACUAGCCAUGGCACGGUGCAGGGCCAGGUCCAGGGUCCCGCUGCCAGGGUGCGGGAGCUGCAGGAAUGGCUCAGGAAGAUAGGGAGCCCCCAGUCCCGCAUCAGCCGGGCAGAGUUCAGCAACGAGAAGAAGAUCACGGCGCUGGAGCAUAAGGACUUUGAGAUUUUGAAAUAACUCUGCCCAGGAAGGAGCAAAAUGUGGAGCAUGAGCUGCCCUUAGAACAUUGUCCCUCUUCCCCCGUUCAGCCAAUGUUCGGCUCUAGAGAAAGUUUAUUUUGUUACAUCCCUAAUUUAUUUGUUUAUUGUACUGUUAGUCUAACUCUCAGCCUCUCACAAAAUUUUGACGGGUAGAGCUGUGCUGGUUUUAUAAAGCGGCUGUUUGGGGACACAGCCUCUUUAUUUCUUGAAUGUUUGUGUAGAGUGUGGUUUGAGUAGUUGUACGCGGGUAAAAUUGGUGUUAUAUUUGUAUAGUGUUAUAUAGUGUUAUAUUUGUAUAGUGUUGCGCUCAUGUAAAGGGAAUAGCGGAAUCGAUGCUGAUACAAAAAAUGGCUAAAAUCACUAUUGCUGUGCCCUAGCUGUCUCGGAAGCAAUCUAUUUUUUUCUCCCAGAACUUUAUUCUUUAGAAUAAAAUUGCUCUGAAGCUCG
Molecule: messenger RNA, 823 nt
Organism: Tyto alba (common barn owl)
Lineage: Eukaryota; Metazoa; Chordata; Aves; Strigiformes; Tytonidae
Gene: ACYP1
Product: acylphosphatase 1
Exons: 2
Coding region: 54-353 (99 amino acids)
Molecular function (GO): acylphosphatase activity
Source: RefSeq, a predicted model, not a curated record